Pararge aegeria (speckled wood butterfly) is the source of this 1749-nucleotide messenger RNA. RefSeq lists its product as uncharacterized. The coding region runs from base 65 to 1645 and encodes 526 amino acids. The transcript is spliced from 3 exons. The record is from RefSeq and is a predicted model, not a curated record. Lineage: Eukaryota; Metazoa; Arthropoda; Insecta; Lepidoptera; Nymphalidae.
UACACAGGCAGUGCUCAUCCGGCAAUAGGUAUAAUAACAUCGCAUAAGCAUUGUACGAGCCAAAAUGGCGGAAUGCUAUUUAAUCUGCGCAUUAUUUGUGUGUUUGAACAUUUUUGGCGUACAAGGAUCUAUACACGUGAAAGGCCUACUCUGUCAGGACCCAGAUACUCGUAAACUUUACCCAAUUAAUUCAACAUGGCCAUCCGAAAGUUUUUGUGGUAAUUAUACGUGUAAACUUAGAUAUAAAAACUUCACUCAAACAGAAUACGCGCCUGUUACGAAGAUAAAUAAUACCUCACCAGAAGAAAAAGAUAAAAUUGUAGAAAGUGACAUGAACACCAGCCCCAGUGAACAGGCUUUUGUCUUAAUCAAAAAAGUUCAACCAGUACAACAACCUGAACAUCACAAAGAAGCGAUAAAGAGGAUAAAUGCUUUGACAGAUGAUUUUAAAAGAGAUACUGAUACUGAUAGAUACCUAACAGAAUCCGAAAUAAAAUCAAUAACUGAAAUAUUACAUACGGUAAAGAAAAGUGAUUUAGAAGCUAUUGUGGAAAUAUACAAUAUUGCUCAGGAUAUUUACAAAGAAAUGGAUACCAAUGGAGAGGAAAAAAAUAUUAAAGAUACCUAUUUGUAUACUAAAAAAAGUAAAGAAAAUAUGCUCAAUAAAAAAAUAUCGGGUAAAGCAAAAAGCUCUGUUUCAUAUUGGUAUGAACCGCUUCACCAAGGUGGUAUAAAAGUCAACCCUACGGAUUUGAAAGUUGACGGCACAAAUGCUGUUCCUACUGCAAGAAGUUAUUCAAAUCCUGCUACUUACUACCAAGGCCCACUAACAGACAGAGAUUUCAAAAACAUGCCUUAUUAUUAUCCAAUGUCAAAUUUUCAGAGGACUUCAUCGUAUGUACACAAUACAGCAUCGCAAAAUAUGCCUAACCACGCACCACAUCGUGCAAAGUCAUGUAGGAAGCAGAAAUUUAAUAACAUUGCACCAACCUGGGUAAACACACAUAAUAAUGUACAGGCAGAAUCAGGAAAACCUAAAAUGCAACCAAUGCUCCUUCCUUAUCCGUUUUCUUACGUACAACAUUAUAACUUUAGUACAUAUCCAGCCAGCUUCUACUACAGUCACUAUCCAUGGGCUCAAUUAGAAGCUUACAGUGGAAGUAGAAAUUAUCCGCAGCAAUACUUUGGUGCAUAUGCAGCUCAUGUUCCAAAUACUGCAGUUGUCGACAAUGUCCAAGAAAUAGAGCAGAAAUCCGAUGUUCAUUAUGUAAAAAGUGAUAAGGUAAUGGAUACUGCGAAUAAGACAGAAGGACUGAAUUUACCUGAAUGGCAAACAGAAGAGCUGUCACCUGAAGUUCUUGAAGAAGUAAAGGCGAACAUAUUAGAAGAUUCCAAGUUACUAAAACCUAUUGUUAAAACUGUAAAACUAGAGAAGGUGGGAAAAGUCAUUAAAUUAGACGAACUUACACGAACCAAAAGAGAUCUAAAUAAUAUUGAUGAUAAAGGUGUUGAAUUGGAAAUUGUUCAUUAUGAGCCAUAUAUCGAAAAAACAACGUGCGAAUCGAGUGUCGAACCUGGAUUUUUCCGGCUGGGAAGCCCGAACGAGCCUUACCCAGCAUGCUGCCCUCAAAAGAUUGACGGCUGAUAUGAGAGGCAACUUAGCCAAAUUUCUAAAAUAAUUUCUCAACCACUAAAAAACCUAACUGAGGAAUAAAUAUUGUACGAGAAGUUAUGGGCAUUGCCUGCGAA